Molecule: messenger RNA, 7679 nt
Organism: Panthera uncia (snow leopard)
Lineage: Eukaryota; Metazoa; Chordata; Mammalia; Carnivora; Felidae
Gene: ZBTB38
Product: zinc finger and BTB domain containing 38
Exons: 7
Coding region: 1091-4675 (1194 amino acids)
Biological process (GO): negative regulation of transcription by RNA polymerase II; regulation of immune system process; regulation of cytokine production
Molecular function (GO): protein binding
Source: RefSeq, a predicted model, not a curated record
GGAAAUGCGCUCUUUUGCGAAAGCAAAACGUGGGACCAGCCUAGCAGUGGAGAAGGUUUCUGAAUGGGUAGAACGGAGCGAAAUUUGUAGAGUGUUUGCCUCCAGAGGUCGUUCGUGAGUCAGAGAAACCCGGACUUUGGAGGGAAAAGACCUGGCCACAGUCCUUCCGCGCUUCUCGGUGCGGUGUGCCGGUUCUUCUGCCGGCCCUUCUCAGCUUUUGCACUCUCUCCGCCUGCUCUGGCCUUGCCUGCCUGCGGAGGCUACAGACUCUCUGCCCACCCCCGGGCGUCUCUGAAGGUAGAGACCUAUAGCGAGGCAGUCCUAUGUACCCUUGUUCCCUGCAUUGCCUGUCUUUCGCCGGGAAUUCAUACUGGAUGGAAUUCUUUUAACGACUUUUGAACAUUUCUGCAGAAUCUUGGUUGGAGCUCUCUACCAGAGGCCUCAGGCAGCCACACCAAACGAGUGUGGGCAUCUAAGUUUUCUAGGAGGACUCCAGCUGCUCUGGGCCUCAUUCAGCUGGUGUCCAUCCCAACAUUCCCACUGAAGGCUAUUUGUGCUAGAGGAGGAAGAACGCCCUCUCCAGAGCCAAUUCUUGGGGGGAAAAGAAGGAUUGUUGAUAUAGCCAGAGCCCACAAGGAAGAAAGAUUAUUCUGCAGCAGCUAAAGCCUUAUGGAAGGUUUUGCUUGUAGAUCAACUUUCAAAAUGUAGGAAGUCAGAAUGGGUGACAUCAUCAGAAAAAUAUGUGGAGCUGAUCUCAACAAGAAGUGAAGAACCCAGAGCAAGAAAGCGGUUUUAACUCCUGAGCCCAGGGAGUUGGCAGCGUUUGGGUUUCAGAGGAGCCAGCAUCUCCGAGUUGUCGAUGUGAGAUUCUGCUAAAUUACUGUUCUUCUGGCUGUAAGAUCUGAAUGCUGUGACCACUAAUUUGUUGAACCAAGACUCUGAGGCUGAUAUGCAAUGUCACUUACAACAUUAAUCAGAUACUGCAUUUAAGGUCUUGAUGUGGAGGAGAUGGAGGACUCAGAACCAAGAAUUUCCAAGUGAUUUCUUCCAAAGCACAAGAAACUGUUAGUGCUGGUGUGUUCUGACUGAGAUGACAGUCAUGUCCCUUUCCAGGGACCUCAAGGACGACUUGCACAGUGACACAGUGCUCUCCAUCUUAAAUGAGCAGCGCAUUCGGGGCAUUUUAUGCGAUGUCACUAUUAUUGUGGAAGACACCAAAUUUAAAGCCCACAGCAAUGUCCUGGCUGCUUCAAGCCUUUAUUUCAAAAAUAUCUUUUGGAGCCAUACAAUCUGUAUUUCCAGCCAUGUCCUGGAACUGGAUGAUCUCAAAGCUGAAGUGUUUACAGAGAUCCUUAAUUAUAUCUACAGCUCCACAGUUGUCGUCAAGAGACAGGAAACAGUCACGGAUCUUGCAGCUGCAGGGAAAAAGCUGGGAAUAUCCUUCUUGGAAGACCUUACUGAUCGCAACUUCUCAAAUUCCCCUGGUCCCUAUGUAUUCUGCAUUACUGAAAAGGGAGUGGUUAAAGAAGAAAAAAAUGAAAAAAGGCACGAAGAACCUGCCAUCACCAAUGGGCCAAGGAUCACAAAUGCAUUUUCCAUCAUUGAAACAGAAAAUAGUAAUAACAUGUUCUCUCCACUGGACUUGAGAGCAAGUUUCAAAAAGGUCUCUGACUCCAUGAGAACCACCAGCCUCUGCCUGGAGAGGACUGACGUGUGCCACGAGGCAGAGCCCGUCCGCACGCUGGCAGAGCACUCGUAUGCCGUUUCCUCCGUGGCCGAGGCAUACAGAAGUCAGCCCGUACGUGAACACGACAGCAGUUCGCCUGGUAAAACAGGUAAAGAAACCUGUGAAGCUCUAGCAGCAAAACUGAAAACGUGCCGAAAGCCAAAGACAGUCUCCAUACCCCAGGCUUCCGAUUCAGCUGCAGAAAAUAGACCACCCCCUCCAGCAACCAGCUCAGAGGUUAAUCAGGAAAGAAGUCCAGAGCUGCCUGCCGUUCUUCCUUGUUCAAAAUCUCCCAACAACGAAGGAGAUCUCCGUUUUUCCAAGGAAGAUGAAAAUAAAUCCUCUGACGUCCCUGGGCCGCCGACGGCAGAGGUCCCACCUCUUGUGUACAACUGCAGCUGUUGUUCUAAGUCCUUUGACAGUAGCACUUUGCUCAGUGCCCACAUGCAGCUCCACAAGCCAACCCAGGAGCCGUUAGUGUGCAAGUACUGCAACAAGCAGUUCAGCACCCUGAACAGACUGGAUCGGCACGAGCAGAUUUGUAUGAGGUCCAGCCACAUGCCUGUUCCCGGAGGAAACCAGCGCUUUUUAGAAAACUAUCCAACCAUCGGACAGAAUGGAAGUUCGUUCACAGGUCCAGAACCGUUGCUCUCUGAAAACAGGAUUGGUGAGUUUUCCAGUACCGGAAGUACCUUGCCAGAAACGGACCACAUGGUUAAAUUUGUUAAUGGGCAGAUGCUCUACAGCUGUGUUGUAUGCAAACGUAGUUACGUGACUUUAUCCAGCCUCCGAAGACAUGCAAAUGUUCACUCGUGGAGAAGAACAUAUCCGUGUCAUUACUGCAACAAAGUAUUUGCACUGGCUGAGUACAGGACAAGACAUGAAAUUUGGCAUACAGGGGAGAGGCGCUAUCAGUGCAUUUUCUGCCUUGAAACUUUCAUGACCUAUUAUAUUCUCAAAAACCAUCAGAAGUCUUUCCAUGCCAUAGAUCACAGACUUUCCAUCAGUAAAAAAACAGCAAAUGGAGGCUUGAAGCCUAGUGUGUAUCCAUAUAAACUUUACAGGCUACUGCCUAUGAAAUGCAAGAGGGCUCCUUAUAAGAGCUACCGAAAUUCUUCCUAUGAAAAUGCUCGAGAAAGCAGUCAGAUGAAUGCGUCAGCAUCUGGUCCCUAUGUCAUUCAGAAUCCACACAGCUCUGAGUUACCGACGCUGAAUUUCCAAGACCGCGUCAACACCCUCACCAGCAGUCCAGCCGUCCCCUUGGAAACAUCUGCACGCCAGGACAUGCCCGCUUCUGCCAACGUACAGAGCGCAGAGGGGACCAAGUGGGGAGAGGAAGCACUGAAAGUUGAUCUCGACAAUAACUUUUAUUCUACCGAGGUGUCGGUUUCUUCCACUGAGAAUGCUGUCAGUUCUGACCUCCCAGCAGGGGACGUGCCUGUUUCGUCUUUGAGUGGUGGCAGUGAGAACGCAGCCUCUGUGAUCAGCUACAGUGGCUCAGCACCCUCGGUCAUUGUGCAUAGUAGCCAGUUCUCAUCAGUGAUAAUGCACAGCAACGCCGUUGCCGCCAUGACCAGCAGCAGCCACAGAGCCCCUUUGGACCCAGCAGGCAGUCAGCCCCUGAAAGACGACAGCAAACUCGAGCCUGACAAAGCGGGCAGGGUCGUCAGCAGACCCAAAAGCAUUAAGGAGAAAAAGAAGAUCGUGCCGUGUAACAAGGGGGAGGUAGCAGAGGAGUCCAAAUACGUCGCUGAUCCCGGAGGGUCAUUGAGCAAAACCGCAAGUAUGAAAGAAACCAGUAAAAUUGAAACCUACAUUGCAAAGCCUGCUCUGCCAGGAACCUCCACAAACAGCAACGUGGCGCCCCUUUGCCAGAUAACGGUGAAAAUCGGAAACGAAGCCAUCGUGAAAAGGCACAUCCUAGGAUCUAAGUUGUUCUAUAAAAGAGGGAGAAGACCCAAGUAUCAAGUGCAGGAGGAGACCUUGCCACAAGAGAGUGACCCAGAAGCCAACAGAGACAGCCCACUCGGGCUCUGCCAGUCCGAGUGUGUGGAAAUGAACGAGAUGUUCGAUGACGCCAGCGACCAGGAUUCCACUGACAAACCUUGGCGUCCUUACUACAACUACAAACCCAAAAAGAAAUCCAGACAGUUGAGGAAAAUGAGGAAGGUCAACUGGAAGAAAGAACAUGAACACAGGAGCCCAAGCAAUAAGUGUAAAUACCCAGCAGAACUGGACUGCGCUGUGGGGAAAGCUCCUCAGGAGAAGGCCUUUGAGGAAGAAGAAAAUAAAGAGAUGCCCAAGCUGCAGUGCGAACUCUGCGAUGGAGACAAAGCCUCGGGGGCCGGCAAUCAAGGAAGGCCCCACAGGCAUCUCACUGCUAGGCCUUACGCCUGCGAGUUCUGUGCCAAGCAGUUCCAGAGCCCUUCCACGCUCAAGAUGCACAUGCGGUGUCACACUGGAGAGAAGCCGUACCAGUGCAAGACCUGCGGGCGGUGCUUCUCGGUGCAGGGAAACUUACAGAAACACGAACGCAUCCACCUGGGCGUGAAGGAGUUCAUCUGUCAGUACUGCAACAAGGCAUUCACGUUGAACGAGACGCUCAAAAUCCACGAAAGAAUCCACACCGGCGAAAAGCGUUACCACUGUCAGUUCUGCUUUCAGAGUUUUUUGUACCUUUCCACAAAAAGGAAUCAUGAGCAGAGGCACAUUUGGGAACAUGAUGGGAAGGGCUAUGCCUGCUUCCAGUGCCCCAAAAUUUGCAAAACAGCUGCUGCCCUUGGAAUGCACCAGAAGAAACACUUAUUCAAGAGCCCAAGUCAGCGGGAGAAAGUCGAAGGUGACAUGUGCCAUGAGAACUCAAAUCCUCUGGAGAACCCACAUGUCAAUGAUUCAGAAGACAAUGACCAAAAGGAUAAUGUGCAAACCAUUGUUGAAAAUGUCCUUUGAGUGGUGAUACUUAGAAAAAUCUUCAAAACUAUAAGUUGGUGGGUUUGUUGUUUUGGGGUGUUUUUAGCUGUUUCUUCUGGUGUGUGUGUUUUUUUUUUUUAAGUUUAGUUUUGUUUUGUUCACACAACAGUCAUGAAGGAGUGAAAUGUAAAAAAGAAAAUCUCAUUUGUGAAAAUUCCAGAAAAAGGAUCCUAAUAUCUACUUUGGGUUUUAGCAUUAACUUCAUGCAAAGUGCACAAAAAUGAAAUAGCUGAAUCCUCCAGUAUCCCAAGUAUCUUGUGGAAGUUUAUGAAGUUCUUAGCUGUGGUAUUUCUGCCAGUGGAAAAAAAAAGAGUCUAAUGUUAGCCUAAUUUAGAACUUUCUAGUAAGUGCUAAUAGGAACUGGCUGCUGAGCUAUCUUUAGUUACUGGAGAAAACGAGGGUCGGAUAUCAUGAAAACAUCAUCUUCAUAAAUAUGUUAGAAGGUAAACGAGCUAUGACAGUCAUUUUUCCCAUCCAGCUUCUGUGCUAUUAAAAAUUGUUUAAAUUAGUGGAUAUAUAAGAAAUAUUUAAUAUUAUAGCUGAAAAUAUGUGUGAAAUUGAGUAACUUAAGUAGGACAUUCAUACAUUAUCUAGAACUACUUUUCUGCAACACAAGCCUUGUAAAAUACAUAUAUAAAUCACUAUGACUUUUAACUAUCCAUGUCCCCUGUAGAGAAUUAUAAUGACGAGCAAUAGAUCUGCAAAUAAUGAGGACUAAUGGAAAAAUCAGUAGAAAGCAUCUUGAUAUGAUUUAAGAGCACGUUGUAUGCUUUUAGAUGGAAUGCUGUUCCCUUGAAGUUCUGGCUGAGCUAUUACUAGAACUGGUCUACUCCAGUCACAGAAAAAAUAGGUCAUGCCUUAUCUAUGGGGGAGAGCCCUCCCAGAAUUUUUCUCUGAUCACCUGUGCUGUAUAUUACUUUGCAGUGGCCUCACUUCAGAAAAUAAAGAAGGGUCAAAUUCUUCUGAAACUCCCUGCAGUCUUCCAUCCAUCACAAGGCCAUGGAUGUAGAGGUCUAUUUCAGACAGACUUAAUCAGUCUCCAGGGUUUAAGUUAAAACCUGACACAUCCCAUUCCACUGAAGGAGUGUCCAGGAAAUUUAGUGCAAAGCAUGCAUAUGGUGGUGAAUUCCCAGGCACUUGAAAAUGACAGAAAGCCUAAUCCCAGUGAUUAUUAGCCUUCUUGGAGAUUAUGCAGCCCACAAGUAUAUACUAAUAUAAAACAAAAGGGCAUCAGAAAGACACCUCCCACCUCACCCAUUAAUGACUUGAGUGGGCAAGAGGAAGCGAUGACCUUCCUUGCCUCAAACAGUAGCUUUGUUUUGGGGGAGGUUGGAGGAGAGAUAGACUGUGGAGUAAUACGAUUCCAUCACUUACUUAUAUGACUCAGAAACCUAUCCCCAAAGCCAGAUGCCUUGUCUUCAUGUUUGCAGACACCUGGCUCCCUUGCUAAAAACCCACUUAAGUUGUUUCAUGUUCUUUUAUGCUGCCCCACACCAUCACCAUUGCCCUCCAAGUCUAAUUGCGCUGUAGGAUAUUCCAUCAUGUGGACUAGGUUCUGGGAAGCUGGAACUCAUCAUUCUUAGGUUAUAAACUGCCAGAAUAGGAGGGAGAGAGAAAACAUUCCCACCCUUUGAUCACCAGUGUGAGCAGAACCUGGAACCUGGUUUAAGGGUGACCUACAGCUAUUCAUGUUCAUGGGAUUUGAUAGAUGGAAGCCCAAGGUUAUUCAAGGUUGCAGAGUCACCAUAAUGAAGAAGUAGUUCAAAGGACUCCAGUUUCUCUCUUCAAGUAUUGUGAUGUCUCCUUGAAGAAGACUUAAUACGGAUUUGGGUGGGCAAGAAAGCAUUUAAACACCCAGAGAAGGACACGAUCAAAGCUGACCUUUUUAUACAGUAGUAUUUUGCUGUUAAGUAACCCCAAUAUUGCAUCUGCAUUUAUCUUUUGUUGAUCUACUUUCACUUACUUACAUACAGUAUUAUGUAAUAGAGGAAAAUGGGGAAAUGCAAGCAAAAUUCAUCCUUAUUUUAUACGUUGUAUAUAUGUAUACCUGCACUACUCAUUUGGGUUUUGUUAAAAGAGAUGGUCACAAAGGGCUUAUGAAAAUCAUUUCUGAAUUGAUAAUUAGAAUAUUGAAUAGGUAAUUCGGUGAUCUACUAAUUUAUUUUAUCUCAAUUGGGAUUAUUAAUCAAAGAGAAUUACUGUGUAUUUCAGUCAUUUUGAUUUGAGGUAACUCCAAAUAUAAAAUUAUUACAUGUAGUGAUGUCUCCUAGCCCUUACAUGUGGAAAUUUUUUAAGUGGACUUGUAUGCUGAUAAUUCUAGACCAAAGUAAAUAUGGCAGAAUAUUUAUACAUGAAAAAAUAAUUUUGCAAAUAUUUUCUAUAAUUGUAUUAUUCGUUUAAAAUGUUGAUAGCUUGUGUUAGUUUCAGGGAGGGGUGUAUAUUUUGAUAAAAAAAAUACUUGACUUUGUAAUUCUGUAUAUUCUAUACAAUUUAUAGCAGAGCCGUUUUAAGACAGCCUUGUCACAUUUUUGUUAAUUGUGAAAACUUUACCAUGAGUGAUGUUUAUGCAUUGAGUACAUAACGACCAACUAGAAUUAAAGUAGGUGUAAACAGUGAACAUACUGUAUGCUGUACAAGAUAUAUUGUAAUUUGCUGUUUUAGCAUCUGUAUUUUGGUUAGAAGAUAUUAUUAAAUGCAGAUGUUAAGGGUUGGAAAAGUCUAAUUUUAUUUUUAGAAAUAAUGAAUAUAAAUUUGGUUUUGCUUGAUUAAAAUAGCUUAUUCUAUGUUAAGUCUCUUAAAUGUUUUAAUGUUAAUUCUUUUGUGCAGUCAAGCGGCUAUUUCCUCUUUGUGAGUCACAGCAUUGUUUCACAUAUUAUUCAUUUAAUAUAUUUCUGUUUCCUUACUUGUUUACGUUCCAUGAUACCUACUUACAUGCUUAGGACUCAAAUGGAAUAUGCAUUAAAAAAAAAAAGCAGAAAUAAGA